This is a messenger RNA of Anastrepha ludens (Mexican fruit fly), 1858 nucleotides long. RefSeq lists its product as uncharacterized. The coding region runs from base 205 to 1371 and encodes 388 amino acids. NCBI's taxonomy places the organism in Eukaryota, Metazoa, Arthropoda, Insecta, Diptera, Tephritidae. The record is from RefSeq and is a predicted model, not a curated record. The transcript is spliced from 2 exons.
UCAAAACUAAGCAGCCAAAAGAGAGAAAAAGCAUAAUUAUUUUGCUUGACUCAGUUGACAUAAGAGUAGUUAACGCAUAUGGUCAUCAAGCCAGGUGGACAAGCCAAUUCGCGUGAUUGAUGUUUUGUUUAACUAUCGCAAAUUCACGGUUUUUUUGUUGCAUGUAGUGUUAUUUAUAGUCGCGGAUCCGUUUCAAGCAACAAAAUGGCAAACUCCCGCCAACAUGCACAUUCAGUGGGCAAACGCGCUUUCUGGACUGAAUUCUUUGCGUUGUAUGAAAGUUUGCCUGCAUUAUGGGACCUAAAUGACCCUUCGUACAAAGAUAAACAAAGUAGGGCACAUGGCUAUGAGAUAUUGGUUAUGAAAAUGCGCGAAAUCGAUCCGAGCGCUUGCCGUGAGGACGUGCUCCGAAAAAUAAAUAUCUUCCGCACAAAUUAUCGACGUGAAUGCACACGAAUUAAAGCGAGCAAUCGAAUGGGCAAAAUGUAUACAACUUCGCUUUGGUACUUUCACAUGCUGAAUUUUUUACAUAGUCAAGAGUUCCGUAAGGAUAGGAGACGGAUGCCGAAUGAGGAAAAGAAAAUUUUGCGUCGCAUGGGAAGUAAAACAACGCCUCUACAUUCGGAAAUCGAUACUGUAAAUUCAAAUGUUUCUGAUUCUUCUCAAACGUUGCCAGACAACUCCAGUGAAUACAAACACCAGCUUGCCAAAUAUGAAUGCAUAACGGCCAAUAGAAAUGAGUCAGAAGAAUAUUUAGAAGCAGUGCAAUAUGCAGAUGAAAAUUCAUUUCAGCAGCAAUUUCAGAAACAGUUUCAUACGCCGAUUUACGAAGAAACAAAAGUUGAUGCCGAAACCUUUCACGAAAUUAGCAACAUAGACGAUACAUCUCAUAUUCAAGACGAUACCCUAGAAGAGCUUGAACCUGUGGAACUUCCAGAGCAACUAAUAAAAUUUAGAAAACACACGAAAACUCCUAUAAUAUCAAUAAAGUCUGAUCCCAAACAACGCGUUAAGCGACAAUCUCGACCUAGUCGUGCAAUAAGCGAGGUUUCAAAUAUAUUAGCCAAGUCGUGGGCUAUACAGUAUGAAGAAAUGUCGCAAGAGCAGCGAAUAUAUGCCCGAAAGGCAAUUUCCGAAAUACUUUUUCAAGGUUGCCUUGGAAAUUUAGGACGUCAACGAAGUAUUCAACCAAAAACAAAUACGUCAGAGGCAGUGGUUUCAUCACAAUAUGAACAGGCUAAUAUUAUGGAAGACCACUCUGCUACCGAUACCGUGGAUGAGGAAAAAUUACUAUAUAUGGACGAUGACAGUGAAACUUACGUUUACGCUGAUGGAGACACUGCAGUGCAGCUACAAGAAUACAUGCAUUGAUUUAGCUGCAUAUAUAUGUGGAUAUUAUAAAUGCUCAAAGCCAUUUUAAUUUAGGUUUAGUGUAUUAAAUAAUAUUUGCGAAUUUUGCUCAAGCUUUCAAAAAUAUAAAACUUGUAUAUUUAACUUGAUAUUUGUUGCAUUCCCGGCGCAUGUACUUCAACAGAUUAUCAAUAUCCGUCAAUCGCCCACUGCUUUUGGGUUUCCUUUUCACUUUUUACCGAUUUAUGAUAUUGUCAAACUUUUACAUUUGUUUUCGUAUUUUUUUUGGAUGUGUUUAUUUUUUUUAUCCGAGAAAGAACAGCACAGAAAAUGUUAACCAUUAACCAUAGCAAACAAUACAUUACGGUUUUGACGCAAUGCUGAAUAAUUUUUAUUUUAUUAAAACAAUAGUUCAUUGUUAAUUUGAUUAGUUUAGGAUAGUUUAGCAAAUGAGUGUAAGUUCCAUGAAUGAAUAAAAUGUAUUAUAUAUUAAUAUCAGAAAAAUUUU